CGCAGAACUGCUAACUGAACACUGUUAUCAAGAAAAAAUAAUAACUCUUGAAAAGUGAAAAGUUUAAAACCCCACUAGAAAAAUAAAAGGAGCAGUAAAAUUCUGAUUCCAUUCAUCCAUGAAACCUGCCAAUUUCUUGUAACCUUCUCUCCUCCCCAGACAGAAUCCAUUCUUGUCUUGAGUUUGAGAGUUUCUACGGACGGAGAUCCUCUCUUCAGAUCAAAGAUUUAAGCUUUUUGGCUGGGAACAAUCAUGGUGAAACGCUUCGGAUACGCCAUCGCCUCGUGGUCCCGCAAAAAUGUUGUCGAUCCACUUCUCCAAAUUCUCCGCCGGGGAGCUGAGCCGAAUCAGCUAGCUUUCUCGGCUUCACUGGGCAUCACCUUAGGGCUGUUCCCAAUUUGUGGAGUUACGGUGUUUCUUUGCGGUAUAGCUAUUGCGUUACUUGGAUCUCUUUCCCAUGCUCCGACAGUGAUGCUGGCCAACUUCAUUGCUACUCCUAUUGAAUUGAGUCUGAUGAUUCCGUUUCUACGGUUUGGGGAAUUCAUUACUGGAGGGCCCCAUUUCCCUUUAACUUCUGAUGCUUUGAAGAAGGUCUUGACUGGACAAGCUUCAAAGGAAGUCUUGCAAAGCAUUCUCCAUGCGUUGUUGGGCUGGCUUGUUGCUGCACCAUUCAUAUUGGGAGGCCUCUAUUUAUUGUCUUUUCCAUGUUUCAAGAUCUUGGUUCAAAAAUUCAGUCCUGUCCCGGCAAGCCCCAAAAAGAACCUGAAUUCUAUUUCAAGCCCAAGAAAGUCACCCAAUUCCCCUUCUGAAGUCAGGCUAAAAGUGAGGGACGUAUAAUUAAGUAAUUAACCCUGUCGUGCAAUUUUAGUAUUUGCGAUGAAGAAAUCUGUAAAUAAAACCUCUCACUCAGAGGGUGCCAUGAAAUUCAUUGUUUGUAAAUGUGUAACCAAAUGUGAUAGUUGUAUCCUGACAAACAUUAUUGGGGAAGUGACAUUUCUUGAAGUUUACAGUGAUAGUUUACCCAUCUCAAUAUCCUCUAACUGCACUGCUUCUUUUAUUUGUGUUGCAAAUUGGUUUAGAGAAGAUCAAUGCUGCCUGCCCUUCUCUGUCUUACAGUUUGUUUGUACCUUUCUGAGUUUCAUGAAAUAUUUUGGAGGUUCUCUUGGAUAUUUUAGGAUGUUGAGGUAAAUUUGAAGGG
Messenger RNA from Striga asiatica, 1198 nucleotides. Lineage: Eukaryota; Viridiplantae; Streptophyta; Magnoliopsida; Lamiales; Orobanchaceae. The record is from the annotation of a GenBank genome assembly.